Molecule: messenger RNA, 2553 nt
Organism: Hemisphaericaspora subhashii
Lineage: Eukaryota; Fungi; Ascomycota; Pichiomycetes; Serinales; Debaryomycetaceae
Exons: 2
Coding region: 1-2553 (850 amino acids)
Cellular component (GO): mitochondrion
Molecular function (GO): delta(3,5)-delta(2,4)-dienoyl-CoA isomerase activity
Source: RefSeq, a predicted model, not a curated record
AUGCCAUUCAAAUUAGAAGAUUAUCAAAACUACGAAUUCUUUUCCGUCAGUGAAAUUGAACAAGGAUUCAUUCAUGUCCAAUACACAAAUCCAAAAACAUUAAAUGCAUUCAGUGAACAAAAUUGGAAAGACUAUGGAGAAAUCUUAACCCGUCUUGAUCAAGAUGAAGAUACAAUUUUGAUCUUAAUCACUUCCGGUGUCCCUAGAUCAUUCUCAAGUGGAUUGAAUAUUAAGAGUGCUGCCGGACUGUUCCCAAAAGGAUUAACUACUUCAGAACUUGAGCAAUAUUUAAAGAAACAUAUUAAGGAUUUCCAAGAUUGUGUGAGUGUACCAGCCCGUAUUUCUACUCCUACUAUUGGGAUCUUAAACGGUAUCAACUAUGGACUUGCACUUGAUUUAUCCACUGCUUUCAGUAUUAGAAUUGCAGUAGAAGAUGUUAAAUUCUCAAUUGCUGAAGUCAAUAUUGGGAUUGCGGCUGAUAUUGGAACAUUACAGAGAAUCCCAGCUUUGGUCAGUAAUAAAUCGUUAUUAUAUCAACAUGCUUUAUUGGGUGAUGUAUUUGGUGCUGAAGAGGCUUUGAAAAUGGGCUUUGUUAGUACUGUUGUUCCAACUAUUGAAGAUGGUAUUGCAUUGGCUAAGAGGUAUGGGGAAAAGAUUUGUUCAGUUCCAAGAUGGGCAAUUAGAGGAACUAAACAACAUAUUCAGGAUAUGAUAAAUGGUAAUACUAUGGAACAAGGAUUAGUGGAUAUUGCUAAUUAUAAUGCUUAUCAUAUUGCCCGUUCUAAUUUCUUAGGUAAAACGCAUGCGCCUUCGACUAGAAUAGCCAAAGCAUAUGCGAAAGCUAAUGAAAUAACCCUCGCUACACAGGAUAAGACUGUUGAAAUCAAGAAUAGAUUGAUGAAGUUGGAUCGGGACAGAGAUUAUGAUACCCUUUUAAGUGUUCUUUCGACUUGGGCCAAUCACGAUAUACAUGGAAUGGUGAAGUUACUUGGAAGACACCAAUUCGCUUCAUAUGUGGGAAAACUUAUGAAUCAUAAUGCAAAAUCGAUCAUAGAUAAUGUGGCAAUCUAUCCAAUCUUGAAAUUAUUGGACAUUAAUCAGCGUCGUAUGAAACCAUCUCAAAGGUUAUGUGAUGAAAGAGAUGCAAUUACCAAUUUAUAUAAUCGAUUAUUAUAUACUGAUAAGUCUGCAUCUGUUUAUGAUGAAAAUAAUAGUACGGAUAUUUAUGAAAGUUCAAAACUUACAGGAUAUAGAUUGAUUCCCCAAGAUUAUGAAAAUUUAAUGAAAUUCGAAUUCAAAUAUCUUAAAUUAGACUUAUGUUCCAACUGGUUCAUGAUGUUCAAGAAACAAUAUGGACCCAAUUAUAUUCAAUAUAUGACUCCUAAAAUGUGGUCAUUAGUUUUUCCAAUUUAUUGUGAUGGUAAUCCAAGAUCAUGGGGUGCUCAACAAACAAAACUAGCCAAUACAUCGCAUGAUCCAAAAAGAUCCCCUUUCGAAUCUCCAAUAUCUUUCAAUGAAUUAUUAAGAGAAUUCAAUCAAGCCCAAAUUGACAAGGAUGUUGGAAUUGACUUUUAUACCAGUUUGAUUUCUUCUUUGGGACAUUCAGGAAAGCUUGAUCAACUUCAGAAAUAUGUUGCUUCACUUUGGGCAGUUGAUGCCAACGGGAAAUAUAUUCCUGGAUUACCAAAAGUAGAAAAAUAUGAUCCUAUGUAUCCAACUAUGGAACUUGUUACAACCUUAUUUUUAUGUUUUGCAUAUAAUGGACAAUUCUUUGAAGGAUUGAAAUAUGUAGAUGGCUUUCAAAAGGUUUAUCCUGAUGUUAAUAAAUUCAGUUUAAGAUCUGCAGAAGUGACAUUUUGGCAAAUGCUAUUUAAAUGGGCCGAUAUUUCCACAAGAUAUGAACCAGACCGUGCAUUACAUUUCUAUUUAAAACAAACCAAAGCUGACAUUGGAUCAAGUGGAAAUGAGAAUAUAUCACUUGAUGAAAUACAAAAGAAUGCUAAUUUCGAUUAUGAAGGUUAUUUACAAUUUACUCAAAGCUUACAUGUUCAAAGACAACGAACAUUUGAUGAAAUAUGGAAAUACCGCCAGGAAGCAGGAAUCCCAUUUUCUAAAAAGAUUUAUACAACUUAUUUGAAAACCCUAACUGAAUUAACUGACCUUAAAGAAGUCGAAACCAAAUAUUAUGCUUUUUUAACCACCUUAGCCAAGCAAUAUCACUUUUAUCACCUUUCUUCAGAUUCAUUCACUUCGAGAACUAAUUUAGGUUUCACGUCACCAUCUCAAGAAUCCAGAAACAUUCUAAUUCUUUAUGAACAGACAUUAAAGCAAUUAGUUGGACAUAAAUGGAAACACUUAUAUAUUGGACAAUGUAAACCAUUAAUUGAUGAAUGGGCCCUUGAUGAAGAAAUGAAAACUGGAUUGAAUACAUGGUAUCAAGAUGAUAUAUUACCUCAAUAUAGAGAGUAUGUUGAGAUGAUGAGAAGUGAAGCUAUGAACAGAUUGAAGGCUGAAGAAGAAGAAGAUAGUGAUUCAUUGUUGAACUUGAUGUAA